AUGACUAAAUACCCUACCUAUGAUGAGCUACCUAUUGACCCCUCGUAUCCACCUCAUACUGCUUGGGGCGUUUUCGGAAAGGACGACAAUUUGGGUACCCUCAAUUUGCUGACUGAGGAAAUAGCAGCCAAGGCAGCCCAAGAGAACGUAAAGCGAGGUGCUGUCUUCUCUUUAAAUUGGCAUCUUGAAUCACCUUCACCACCACUAUUCAACCGUACUUCAAUCCAACACCAUAUUCGUGAUCGUGGCAGCAGCAAGAAGUUUGAUGAUGUCUAUGACAACUUUAAUACUCAAAGUAGCACGCAAUUCGAUGGAUUGCGUCAUGUAUGCCACAUGAGCUCUGGUCGCUUCUACAACAAUGUAUCGCCGGACGACAUUGUAGGACCUAAUAGCACUGGACGACUUGGCAUCCAUCACAUGGCUCAACGAGGCAUUGCUGGUCGUGGCGUGUUGCUCGAUUAUGGAAGAUGGUGUGAGCGUAAUGGAAAGCAAAUCAAUCCUCUUAGUCGCCAUGUUAUCACUGUGAAUGAGCUUGAACAGGUUGCUAAGGAUCAAAAGGUGGAAUUCCAGGAAGGAGAUAUCUUAUUAUUGCGUACAGGAUGGAUGGCAGCGUAUGAACGUGAAGGGGAUCGUCUUUCGGAUAUCAUGGAUCUUGCCAAACCUGAAUGCAUUGGUGUAGAAGCGUGCCAAGACACGUAUCGCUGGGUGUGGAACAACCGUUUUGCAGCCGUUGCUGGUGACCAUGUUGCUUUUGAAGCCUUUCCACCAAAAGAUUGGAAUGAUUCAUGUCACGCCCAAUUCCUUGGUGGUUUUGGAAUGCCCAUAGGCGAGAUGUUUUAUCUCGAAAAGCUUGCAGAAGACUGUGCCAAGGAUGGUCGAUACACUUGCCUCUUUACAAGUGCUCCUCUUAACAAAUAUCAAGGUGUGGCUACUCCACCCAAUGCAUUAUGCAUGAAAUAA
Lichtheimia ornata is the source of this 960-nucleotide messenger RNA. RefSeq lists its product as uncharacterized. The transcript is spliced from 3 exons. Lineage: Eukaryota; Fungi; Mucoromycota; Mucoromycetes; Mucorales; Lichtheimiaceae. The record is from RefSeq and is a predicted model, not a curated record. Gene Ontology annotation, molecular function: arylformamidase activity. The coding region runs from base 1 to 960 and encodes 319 amino acids.